AUGAAGCCGGCUCUACGCAUCUGGUCUCCAGUGCGUCUCAUUGGGCCAGCUUACAUGGCACCAGCCUUGCGCAUGGUGUCCCUGGUUCGCCUGCAUAGCCCAUCCGGAGCCUCCAGUGACAUUCUCCAGUCCGGAGCCACCAGCGAUGGCCUCCAUUCCGGAGCCAGCAGCGACGGCCUCCAGUCCGGAGCCACCAGUGAAGUUCUCCAGUCCGGAGCCUCCAGCGACCGUCUCCAGUCCGCAGCCAGCAGCGACAGUCUCCAGUCCGGAGCCCGCAGCAAGGGUUUCCAGUCCGGGGCCCGCAGCGAGGGUUCCCAGUCCGGGGCCCGCAGCGAGGGUUCCCAGUCCGGGGCCCGCAGCGAGGGUUCCCAGUCCGGGGCCCGCAGCGAGGGUUCCCAGUCCGGGGCCCGCAGCGAGGGUGCCCAAUCCGGGGCCCGCAAUGAGGGUGCCCAAUCCGGGGCCCGCAACGAGGGUGCCCAGUCCGGGGCCCACAACGAGGGUGCCCAGUUCGGGGCCCACAACGAGGGUGCCCAGUCCGGGGCCCACAACGAGGGUGCCCAGUCCGGGGCCUACAACGAGAGUCCUCAGUCCGGGGUCGUCGAAUAG
Oncorhynchus nerka (sockeye salmon) is the source of this 606-nucleotide messenger RNA. RefSeq lists its product as uncharacterized. The transcript is spliced from 2 exons. The coding region runs from base 1 to 606 and encodes 201 amino acids. The record is from RefSeq and is a predicted model, not a curated record. NCBI's taxonomy places the organism in Eukaryota, Metazoa, Chordata, Actinopteri, Salmoniformes, Salmonidae.